AUAGAGUUCCUUACCUUGUCAAAUCUUUUUUUGUGCCCUACCUUCAAGUGAACACAGUACUGUGCUGUAUAGUAUUUGCUUUUGGGGCACAGAAGGGGGGGUGUCUCUGCCUGAUUGCGUACUUCUGGUUCCAAAUGAGGUGUGUGGUUGACUGGUCAGUUCAUAAGGCUAGUAUUCAUAACUGAGGUGCUACUGUAUUAGAAUGACAACGUCGAUGUCAUAUCUUUUAUUGGAAAAGCUUCGGUGGGUGAGAAAGAUGCUUUGGGUUGUGGUACUUCUGUGCGGAGGUAAUGCCUACCACUGCUGCAGUGAGUUUCAUGCCAUGGGGAGCAGUUGGUCUGAGGCCAUUUCCCAGCCCCUCAGCACUGUGCUCUAGCAGGCGGCGCAUGGAUCUGCGACUCAAUGGCUGCCUCAUGAACAGCUCCCCGCACUGCGACGCUGGCUACCAGGACGGGUGGGGUGAUGCCCUGUCCCCGUGCUAUGCGCCACGCCAGGUGUCUGAGGGCUGUGGCGCAACGGGGGCCUUGCCCUCCCACGGCACAAAGAUGGCGGCUGCUUGGCCGACGCUUUGGUCUCGCAGUCCCGUAACCCUCUGUGCUGCGCUCUAGCGGGGCCUGCGCCCAACUCGGCGGGAAGAGUCUGUGGGCGGUUGAGGAGGACUCGCAGCGACGUCGACGUCACGUAGACCUCCGGAAAUCUAUGGUGUGUCCUUAGGGAUGCCCUGAAAGGCGCUCUAGGCGGGGAACUCUAUAGUCGGACUCUCUAGCCCAGGCCUCCGGUUGACUCUAUGGUUGCAGCCCGCCCACCUCGAGCGUCCCGGCCGGGCCUGCUGUGUUUACGAUGCCGGCGGCGCCGGUUUCCUGAGGCGGAGACAGCGGCAGCGGUAAGAGCGGCGGCUCUUCCCUCGGGGUUCUCGCGGUGCGAGGAGGGCGGCGCGGCCUCUGGGCCUCUGAGUUUUCUUGUAGUUGAUUAUGGAAGAAGUGCACAAGAGUACCAGUAACAGUUCAGCGACACCACCACAAACAACGUCCAUACAAGGUACACCACUGCAGGCCGCUCAUCUCUCUCACAUUGCUCAACAGAUGUCUCUAAGAGGUCCUACUCCAUUGACAGUUGUACAGCUUCCUGGAGAGCAAGUACAGGUCCAGGGAGUCAUUCAAACAGCUCAGUCCUCUGUAAUCCACUCACCCCAGGUGCAAACAGUGCAGGUAUCUUCUUUGUCAGAGAGUGAGGAUUCUCAGGAUUCAUCGGAUAGCAUAGGUUCUUCACAGAAGACCCGAGGUAUCUUAGCACGGCGACCGUCUUACCGAAAAAUCUUGAAAGAUCUUUCGUCCGAAGACGCACGAGAUAGAAAAGGAGAUGAUGAAAGUCCUGGUGUCUCUACUGUCACCUCUAUGUCUGUUCCCACACCUAUCUACCAGACCAGCACUGGACAGUACAUUACUAUUGCCCCAAACGGAGCACUGCAGCUGGCCAGUUCAGGUACAGAUGGUGUGCAGGGUCUGCAGACAUUAACAAUGACAAAUGCUGGUGGCACUCAGCCUGGGACAACAAUACUGCAGUAUGCACAAACAUCUGAUGGUCAGCAGAUACUUGUGCCCAGCAACCAGGUCGUAGUGCAGACUGCAUCAGGAGAUAUGCAGACAUAUCAGAUCCGUACCACACCAACAACCACUUCCCUCCCACAGACAGUAGUGAUGACCUCUCCUGUCACCCUUACGUCUCAGACAACCAAGACAGAUGAUCCACAGUUGAAACGAGAAAUAAGGCUCAUGAAGAACAGGGAAGCUGCUCGAGAAUGCCGUAGAAAGAAGAAAGAAUAUGUUAAAUGUCUGGAAAAUCGAGUUGCGGUCCUGGAAAAUCAAAACAAAACUCUAAUUGAAGAGCUAAAAACUUUGAAAGAUCUUUACUGCCAUAAAAAUGUGUAAGAAAAGGAGGCACAACUUUUUGUGGACUGUCUAAAUUUCCAUGGGGAAUUUUUUUAUACCGAAUUUUUUAAAAUUAAAUGAAAGGUCAAAAAUGAAACUUUUCUACCUAGAUUUCACGACUUAAAGACUAUAAAGAUUUUAUUUACAACAUGUUAAUGACAAACUACAAAAAGGAAACAAGAAAACCUCAACAAAACUGCUGGCAGAACUGGAAACAUCAUUAAAAUCAAGGCUACAUCGGCAAUAAAAGGAGAUGCACAUUUUAUCAGACAAGUGAUUUGAAUUUCCUGAACUACAAAUUAAUUUGGUAACAGCAGUAAUAUGUGAUUACAGUUAAAAUGUGGAUGAGAUGGAAUCAUUGCCAUUAGUUGAAAAUUAUUAGCAACAAAUAUAACCAGUAUAGGUUUUAAUUUCUUUUGUUCUUUGAUCCUUAUCUUUUUCUUUCAGUUAUUUGUAUGUAAAUAUUUUUAUUUCAACCUGUAAAUUCUAACUUACAGGUAAAAGAGAAGCUAAUACUUUGCUAAAAGUAUAAAUUAUGUUUACUUUUCUCAGCUGGCAAUCUGUUUAAAGGUGGGGGGGUUGUUUUGUUUUGGUUUUUUUUUGUAAAAUGUUUGCUGUGUUUAUCAAAGUUGGAGAGGUUUUGCAGAAGGCAAUGGGAAAAUUAUUUUUCUGGCCUUUCCCUGAAAGAUGUCGAAGGCACAUGAGUAAGAUGUUGACUUCUGAAGAGUAUUCAACACAUUCAGUUACUUUAAACCAGCAGUUUGGUAGAAUGGGUGUAGCUGAACAAAAGUUGUCAGAGAAUGCUUUUUAAAUAGUUUUGUUCGUGGUUACUGGGUGUGAUAAACUAUAAUUGAAAAAUAAAUUGUGUGCUGAUUAUAUAUACAACUGAACAUGCAUUGCUUAUUCUGUUUGGAGAUCAUACUAUGCUUAAUUAAAAAGUUUACAGACCAAAAAAAAGACACAGUAAAAUAAAAAGCUAAAGAUACAUACCAAAGGGUUUAAUACAGUUCUAAUAUAGGGUUUAUACAUUAAAAAAAUAAAAGUGCACAAUUACCAGACUAAUUUUGUAAGGCAGGCAAUAUUUUGUGAAGUUAUUCCAUCUUUGUAAGAAAAUACUCUAUUGAAAAUAAUUAAUGGCUGGUAUAUUUUUAUAAGUAAACUAUUAUCUUUACAAAUUCUAAAAUGGAGUUUAUAUGCAUAUUUUAACAGUUUUAUACAGUUCCUUUUAGUAAACAAAUAGAUAUUUUGUGUCUGAUUAUUGAUUAUAUAUUUUUAUGGGUUAGCACAAAGUAAAAUUAGAUUCUCUUUGGAGCAGAAAAUAUUUUGGAUUACUUUUGUCUCUGUAAGCAACUGACCUUAAAAAUAAAUCCUAAGGAAUAUUGUUGGGGAAAAAGAAACAGUUAGCAUUUUUUUCCAUAUUCAGUAAAAACUGCACAUGUGCUUGAAUUUACUGCAAAAAUACUAUUGGGGAUUCUAGUAUGUAUCAUUUUGACUUGUUUCUUUAAAGUAAAAGUUAAAGGUUGUUUGACAUGAUCAGGACUCGAAUAUAAAUAAAAUAUUAUGUGAC
This is a messenger RNA of Gopherus evgoodei (Goodes thornscrub tortoise), 3495 nucleotides long. RefSeq names its product activating transcription factor 1 (gene ATF1). The transcript is spliced from 8 exons. Gene Ontology annotation, cellular component: nucleus; ATF4-CREB1 transcription factor complex. Lineage: Eukaryota; Metazoa; Chordata; Testudines; Testudinidae. Gene Ontology annotation, biological process: regulation of transcription by RNA polymerase II. The coding region runs from base 972 to 1928 and encodes 318 amino acids. Gene Ontology annotation, molecular function: RNA polymerase II cis-regulatory region sequence-specific DNA binding; protein binding; DNA-binding transcription factor activity, RNA polymerase II-specific. The record is from RefSeq and is a predicted model, not a curated record.